AUGCCAGAGCCGCCGCUGGAUCAUCGCCGGCGGGUUGCGUUUGUCCACAAGGCGCGCGCCGGUUCGCUCACCAUCAGGGGAAUGCAGGCGGCGCUCGUCGCCAAGGAGCAGGUCGAGGCGGCCGGCGGCAGCUACAAUUUGAUAUACAGCGUCCACCCAGCUGACCUGACAGCCCUGACCGAGCCCGAAAAUGAGAAAUGGCGCGUCGAGCUCGAGAUGCUGUGGCACGGCCUGGGCGGCGCCGCCGUCUUUGCCGUCGGCGCAGAUGGCGUCAGGGAGGCGCUCGGGGCUGCGCUGCUGUCGGAGCAGCGGCGGGUGUUUGGGGAGCAGGAGUGGGCUUGGGCCACAAAUGACGCCGUAGAUGUUGCCUGGUUCCUGGCACGCGGCGAGGCCGCCCUGCCGCCCUGGGCGCAGCAUAUCUGGCUGGUCGAGCUGGAUGUCGGCUGGACAGGGGACAUAGUGGACGCGCUGACCAGCACCCUGCGCGGCGACGCGGCCGGCGCGAGCAACACCAGCAGCAGCGCCGGCAGCAGCAUGGGCGGCGGCAGCUGCACGCCACUCGGGGAGGGGGCCGGCGGCUGUGCGGGGGCAGCCGAUAGCAGGGCUGCAGAGCCGGACUGGGUGUCGUUCAACAUUCAGAAGGCGGACGACGGCUGGCGCUGGUUUGCCGUCCGCAACGACGCGGCCCGCGGCGACGUGUGGCGCAGCUACCGCCACGCGUGCCGCGCCAGCCGCCGCCUGCUCCAUGCGCUCGCGGCGGAGAUGCGGGCCGGCCGCGUGCAGAGCGACGAGGCGGGAGCGGCGAGCGUCUGCGCGGCGAAUUAUGAAUGGUGUGUCGCCGACACGUCGUGGCAGCCGGGGCAUCCCGUGAUCGGCAGCCACCCAGAAACUGGAGAGGCGUUGUACCGCUGGGAAUCAGUGAUCAGCUCAGAGGUGUGGGGCAGGAUCGUGGCCGCGGACGCGGCGCGUGCGGCCGCAAUGGGCUGCAGCGGUGGCGCAGUGCGGCCGCCGCGGGCCGGCUGCAGUCGGCUGUACCAUAAGCUGAAGUGGUGA
Molecule: messenger RNA, 1053 nt
Organism: Monoraphidium neglectum
Lineage: Eukaryota; Viridiplantae; Chlorophyta; Chlorophyceae; Sphaeropleales; Selenastraceae
Exons: 2
Coding region: 1-1053 (350 amino acids)
Source: RefSeq, a predicted model, not a curated record